UAAGAUCCCUUAAAAAAGAUAAUGAAUUUUCUCCAAAAAGAAGAUUUUUUUAGAACUCUUGUUUAGUGAGGUAAUCUUAUAAAUCUUGCUUUUUGUAGAAAUGGGUUGAUGGCUAAUUGUUCAAAGAAGGUAAUCUGAGAUGGGUGUUCUUUGAAUGCAGGAAUCAGCAAACAUAUUCUUGUGAACUUGAUUGGGGUUGUGGAAGGAUUGAGACUUCACAAUCUCUUUAGUGGGUAUGAAUUGAAGGAAACCUUAGAAAUUGCGGAGGCAAGAAAAAGUAAAAAUAUGCUCGAAGCUUUGGUAAGAGAAGGAUCAUUCAAAUGGCUACUUAGCAAGCGAAGCUCCUUUGCAGAGGAAGUGGAGGAUCUGCAGAACUCUCCAUCUGCUGGAAGGAAUUGGAUACCUGAGCUCUCUCCGGUUGCAAAUAUCAUUGUGCACCGCUGCUCAAAAAUCCUGGAAACCUCUUCAAAUGAGCUUCUAGAACGCUUCAAUGCUGAGGCGUCUGAUUCUAUAAAGUCACAGCAUGCGAGGAAUUUUUUGGAAUACUGUUGUUUCAGGGCUCUUGGUCUUCCUACUCAAGUAAUGGGUCAUCUGGCUGAUAAAAAGUUUCGACGUCUUACAUUUGACAUGAUGGUUGCUUGGGAAGCCCCAGCAGCUGCCGGCCAAUAUCCAGUUGAUUUAGAUGAUGAUCUCUCAGUUGGGGUGGAAGCCUUCACUAGAAUAGCACCAGCAGUUCCAAUCAUUGCCAAUGUGGUUAUUUGUGAAAAUCUUUUCAAUGUUCUUACAUCCUCAACAGCUGGUCGACUUCAUUUCUCUGUCUAUGAUAAGUACCUAAGUGGACUAGAAAGAUUUGUGGUAGGAUCUCUAUUUAGUAGGUUUGCAAAUCUAAAUAUGGUAUGGUUAUGGUAUUCUAAAAUUUAUUCUAUAGUGAUAAAAAGGAUGAAGACCCAAACAAAGUCCUCUCUUCUGUCUGCUAUUCGAGUUUCAAGAGGAGAAAAGAUACUUGAGGUGGAUGGGACAGUCACUACUCAACCGGUUCUUGAACAUGUUGGAGUGUCAACAUGGCCAGGUCGAUUAAUACUGACUGAUCAAGCAUUGUACUUUGAAGCCCUUAAAGUUGUAUCUUAUGACAAACCUAAAAGAUAUGAUCUGUCAAAUGAUCUAAAACAAAUUGUUAAACCUGAGUUGACUGGACCAUGGGGUACUCGGCUUUUUGACAAGGCAGUGUUGUACAAAUCAAUUUCCUUAUCUGAACCAGUUGUUAUAGAGUUUCCUGAGCUUAAAGGGCACACUCGGCGUGACUACUGGCUAGCAAUAAUCCGGGAAAUUUUAUAUGUUCACAAAUUUAUAAACAAGUACCAUAUAAAGGGAGUUGAAAAGGAUGAUGCACUUUCGAAAGCUAUUCUUGGAAUUUUACGUGUGCAAGCCAUUCAAGAAAUUAGUUCCUCAAACUCUGUACAGUUUGAGUCUCUUCUCAUGUUUAACCUUUGUGAUCAAUUACCUGGGGGAGAUUUGAUACUGGAGACUCUAGCAAAAAUCUCAAAUUCUAGAAAAUUAGAACGGGGUAAUAAUAAAGUGGCUGGAGGUGGCAUGUACUCAAUCUCAGCCUUGGCAAUGGUUUCAAACUUGGGUUUUGUGUUUGGUUCAAGUUCCAGUAGUCCAAGUGAGGAUGAACUUCUUGUUGGUGAAGUAGUUGUGGGGGAGAUGAGUUUAUUGGAGAGAACAGUUAAAGAAUCUAGUGACAACUAUAAAAAGGUGGUGCAAGCACAAGAAACAGUCGAUGGGGUUAAAGUAGAUGGUAUUGACACCAAUUUAGCUGUUAUGAAGGAGUUGCUAUUUCCAGUGACAGAAGUUGGGAAACUGCUUCUUUCUCUGUUAUAUUGGGAUGAUCCUCCAAAGUCAUUAAUGUUUUGUUUGCUUUUCACGUUCAUAAUUUUCAGGGGAUGGUUGGCUUAUGCCUUUGCAUUGAUGGCAUUGUUUUUCGCCAUCUUUAUGGUUCUUACGCGACUUUUCAAUCAAGGCAGGCCCGUGGAUGAAAUUAAGGUAAUAGCACCUCCACCUAUGAACACAAUGGAGCAGCUUUUGGCUGUUCAGAACGCGAUAUCUCAAGUUGAACAGCUUAUCCAAGAUGGAAACGUAGCGCUUCUCAAGUUUCGGGCCCUGUUGCUAUCCAUUUUCCCAAAGGCAAGCGAGAAGUUUGCGGCCACUCUUCUGUUUGCAGCUUUGAUACUGGCUUUAGUGCCAGGAAAGUACAUGUUGCUCCUGGUAUUUUUGGAGACAUUUACGAGAUAUUCGCUGCCGAGGAAAGCAAACACGGAAAGAUGGAUGAGGAGAUUGAGAGAGUGGUGGUUAAGCAUCCCAGCAGCUCCGGUGGUGCUUGAAAUAGAAAAGGAAGAUAAGAAGAGAAAGUGAUAGUAUGUUAAUUUUGUUGGUUGUUUUUUUAGUUUUAACUGUACAAAAGUUUAGCUCGUGUAUGUAAAGUAAUGAUAAUAUAUAACAUUACAGAGCUCUAGAAAGUUUAGAGCUCACAAAAU
Messenger RNA from Hibiscus syriacus, 2534 nucleotides. RefSeq lists its product as uncharacterized. NCBI's taxonomy places the organism in Eukaryota, Viridiplantae, Streptophyta, Magnoliopsida, Malvales, Malvaceae. The coding region runs from base 286 to 2412 and encodes 708 amino acids. The transcript is spliced from 10 exons. The record is from RefSeq and is a predicted model, not a curated record.